Molecule: messenger RNA, 1140 nt
Organism: Nicotiana attenuata
Lineage: Eukaryota; Viridiplantae; Streptophyta; Magnoliopsida; Solanales; Solanaceae
Product: protein FAR-RED IMPAIRED RESPONSE 1-like
Exons: 2
Coding region: 1-1140 (379 amino acids)
Biological process (GO): regulation of DNA-templated transcription
Source: RefSeq, a predicted model, not a curated record
AUGAAUAUCAACCAAGAUAAUAGGUUUGAUCGAGUUAGGGACGAGUUGUACAGAUCUUUAGGGAUGGCAUCGGACGAUAGUUUGUUGAAUGAAUACGAAUGGGUCGAUGUUGAUUCUCACGGCAGUUUCAAUAAUGAUAUGCACUUAGAUGAUGAUGAUGAUGAAGAAGUCGAUGGAGAAUAUCACGGAGAAGCUAACGAUGAUGAGGAGCAGAAUGAAUCCACUGAAGAGGAUGUGGUUGUAGGUCCAAUCUCUGGAAUGCGAUUUAGAGAUAAAGAUACUUUGUUUGCAUUCUACAAAGAACAUGCACGACUGAGAGGAUUCUCCAUCAUAAAAAGAAAUUCCAACAAGAAGGGUGGUGACACUGCCAGGUAUAUAACCUACUGUUGUGAUAGGACUAGGAUUCGCAAAAUCAAGUUUACCACCAAGAGUAACAAUUGUAAAGCUAGGCUAGCUGCUGUUUUGGAUGAUUCUGGUUGUUGGUGGGUCUCUAAGGUCGUUCACGAUCACAAUCAUGAUUUGCUCCCAUCCGUAUCGCGCUUGAUGGCUGGACAUAGGUCUGUUUGUGAUUCUUUGAAGAGGGAUCUUGUAGCUCACGAUCGGUAUGGCAUUAGACCCUCCAAGAAUAUUAGACUUGCUGAGGUUCAACGUGGUGGACCGCAAAAUUUGGGUUGCACUCCAAAGGAUUGUAGAAAUUAUAUUUUGAAGAGUAGGAACUUUGAAAUGCAAGAAGGGGACGCACAGUCGCUGCUCAACUUUUUUCGUGAAAUCCAGGUAAAGGAUAGGGAGUUUUUCUAUUCAAUCGACGUUGAUAAUAUUGGUAGGCUGCGAAAUGUGGUAUGGGUGCAUUCACACUGUAAGACAGCGUAUGAGCAAUUCCAUGAUGUGAUAUGCUUUGAUACGACGUACCUUGUGAAUCGAUAUAAUAUACCAUGUGCUUCAUUUGUUGGCAUCAAUCACCAUAGACAGUCCAUCUUACUAGGAUGUGCUCUCAUGUCUCAUGAAGAUAUCGAUAUUUACAAAUUAGUUUUUAGAACUUGGCUUGAUGCCAUGGAAAAUGUUCAUCCAGAUGCGAUCAUAACUGAUCAGUGUCAGAGCAUUAAGGUAGCCAUUGCUGAAGUGAUGCCAAAUACAAUAUAG